CCUCACAAUGCAUAUGCUCUGAGCUCAGUACAUAAAGUCAAACAUUCAGGAAUGCCUCCUACUGCAACUCAUUUCCCCUCAAGCACCCAAAACGCCCCUACAACUCUGCCUCACAGAUGAUACCUGCCAACCACAAAACUUCGAAUCACAUAAAACCAGCACUCCUAGAUUUAUCACCAGAAGAUAGCACUGAAAAAGGUCCAGAAUCCACCAAAUCAUCUGCUGGGAAAGGGGAGGCGCCAGAAAACACAGCAGUAGAUGACUCUACCUCCAAUGUAUGGAGGGUAUUGGAUUAUUUAUCCAAACCACACAAGAAUUACAUGGAAUUCCACGGUGUGAGAGCGCGAGAAUUCGGUUUAGUAGAACAAACAUUGGACGAAACGGCCCAAGUAUUAAUCAAGCCCAGGCUGACUUACGAUCGCAACACUCGUAUCCUCAUCAUUGACAUACCUACUAUUCUCCAUGAAGCAUCAUUUGAUGAUGUGAGCGAUUUCAUUGGCGAUUCUAUCAAGGCUCUCCCGUAUGAUCGCACCAUUAUCUCCCCCAAGAUUCAUAUGAUGCAGUCGCUCGACACACCGGACGGAGUAGUAACUCCUGAUAUGACCAUUUCCGUCACCGCUUUGGAGGGCCCAACGGAAGUCGUUCUGAUCCCCUUCUUUGGGGAGUGCGCCCUCACAGAGACUGACGAACAAGUGUUUAGAAAGACGGAGAAAGUGAUCUUAGCACAUCCGGAUACCAUCUGCGUGAUGGUUGUAUUAGCACGCGAAGCUACAGACUACGACGCCCCCGGGAAAGAUUCCACCGCAUCAAAAGUCCUGCGUGGCGGCACCAAUGGUAACCCGCAACCCCUCACUCUCAAAGAGUUUAUCAACCUACGCACCACGCCACGUUCGUUCGGUGAACCCAUUGUGAUCGGCGAUCACACUUGGGGCCACCUCUCUUCGGUGGAAUAUUUCAUUUGGGUGAAGGGAAAUGAUGGGCCGAUAGACAUUCGUUCCGAAGACCCUGCGCACAUGGCAUACGGUACCUUAGGGCCCACGUUAGACAUGGACGCCGUCACGGGGAUGCUCGAACGAGGGUUGACUAAGAUGAAAGAUUCUUUUGUCACUUUUCAGAAGCAGAUUGUCCCUGACCUCGACUGCACCGUUCUUGCGGAAGCCCGUGCCACAUCAUUCACUGACUGGUGUGGUGCGUCGAAACGAAUCAUGUCCGCUCCGGAUUUCACUGCCUACGAGCGCUAUCUUGCUUGGCACAAGUCGUUUUUCGACACGACUUCGGACAGUGACGAUGCAACUUCUCAGCGUAAGCGUGCGAGCACGUCCAAGCUUCCUUCGUCUAGGUUCAAAAUUCCGAAGGCAACAUCCGAUUGAACGCAUCCAAGUCAUGUCAGGCAUUUUGAAUCUCGGCUAGAGCGACUCACGUUAUACAGAUACUCAUAGUCGCAUUGUAGUACAUACGAAUCGAUUAUGUUAGCUG
Molecule: messenger RNA, 1476 nt
Organism: Suillus subalutaceus
Lineage: Eukaryota; Fungi; Basidiomycota; Agaricomycetes; Boletales; Suillaceae
Exons: 5
Coding region: 117-1370 (417 amino acids)
Source: RefSeq, a predicted model, not a curated record